UUAAGUUGACCGGCUCAGUUAAAUUGCUAUCUGACUCACUAAUUGUACAAAACGUAAAAUUCUACACAGUAAAGUUAAAUCUUUCGAAGUUAAAUGGCACAUGGUACUAAUACCAUCAACAUACACGACACAAUUUAACAUUUUUGAGAUUUUCACGUCUUCACCAACGGACGAAUUUUGGGCAAAAAUUUCAUCAGCCGGUGAUUAUUAAACUGGUUCUGCUUUUGGGCAUAUCAGUUUGUGGAUGAGGUCAAAUAUCUGGGUCUCACAAUUCGCCCUCAAAGAAAUAGACCAGUCGAUGGUGGAAGGACAUAUUUGAACCCCCUUUGUUAAAUGAAGCGAGGCAGCGGCGUUGGCUUUGUGGGCUCGGGCGUGCCUGGUGGCUGCCGUCCUAGGAGCUGCCUCCCGGAAAAUACUUCAAAGCAUCGUGGUAAUUUGGCACUAGACUCGAAGGAGCUAUUCCAGCUCAACAAACCAACAGGCCAAUCCACUUCAUCGUCAUCGAGUGCAGGAGGAGGAGGAGGAGGGGGUUCUGCUGUAUCUACAGCGUCCGCGCCCUUCUCGCAGCCCUGUCUGCCUGUUAAAGACACGGGUCCUACUAGAAUUCUACCCUACCUCUACUUGGGGUCAUAUCAGGACUCACUCAACGAACGGGAGCUGGUCAAACUGGGUAUUAUCUAUGUGCUUAAUGUGUCUCGAGGAACCACGAAGCCGCCGUUCGUUGCGGACCAGAACUUCAUGCGCAUUCCGGUGGACGACAACUACGAUGCAGUCAUGACUCCUUACUUCGCAGAAGCAUUCAAGUUCAUAGACCUGGCCAAGUCUUCUGGCAGUGGGAGUGUAUUAGUGCACUGUAUGGCUGGCAUCUCUCGCAGUGCCACUAUAGCCAUAGCCUACUUCAUGAGGGAACACAACUGCACGCAUGAAGAGGCCAUGAGGUUUGUGAAGGAGCGUCGGCCUUCAAUAGCUCCUAACUUCAACUUCCUCGGCCAGCUGUUGGAGUUGGAAAAGAGUAUGAAGAGCGAGCGGAUGUUGCGGUACCACCAGAGCUACUCGUUCGGACAGAGUUUCAGGACCUCAAGUGAAAGCCACAUCAGUCAUGCUGUGAAUAAGAAUCAAAACGUUCGGAACCCAUCGUCGUCAGAUACAGAUAACGGAGGCGAACAAAUUAUCGUAGCCACCUCAAGUUGGUCACUAAGUGUAGCAAUGGACGAGCCCAAAGCCCCCAAGAGGUCCAGAACGGAUACGAUGACAUCAACCAGCAAAGCCAGACCCACUGGCUUGAACCUUAGCUCUAACAGAGGCAACAAGACCACAAAAGAACUGGACAUAGAAGCCUUAGUUCAAAGUUCACUCCACGUUAAAACCCCAGAAGCGGCCCAAAGAGAAAACCUCCAUUUGGGCAUGACAUCAUCUGGAGGAGUGGAAUUUUCGCUUCACAGUCCAGUGUGUGAGAGCUCAUCGAUAGAUUCGCAUCCUGGCACACCUGGAAGCUCUAAUAAAUCCAGUACCCAUGUUGCCAGUCCAAUGGAAGAUGACUCCGUAUUCAAAAUGCCUCUUCCUCUCUUACCCAGUCCACUAUCCGACCAGGAAUCGACCCCAAGUAGAUACCAAAUACCAAAACACUUGACACCAACAACCAGUAGUAAGACUCUUUCCCCAAAAUUAUCCAAGAAAUCAGUUACGAUUCCCCUAUUUUCAACAUCAACUGGAGCGAUAUCCAAACAUCACGUAACCAAGACUCAAAGACGCAGUCAUGGACCCUUAGAAGCACCCUCUGAUCUAAAAGGUCUCUUUACUUCGGAGUCAAGACUUUUUCACGCGUUCUACUCCAAACCUCUAUCGCCGGUCGAAGACUGUUCUCCGGAAAAUGCCGCGGCAGCUAGUUUAAGUCCAGCGACAGUUGGCAUGGCAUCAUCGCAUCUUUCGACAUCCUUAGAUCCAUCAGCUGGUGUCUUGUCUGAUUCAAGUAGUACGACAACGUCCAGUGGAACAGGUCCGAAGACGGACUCUUCUGCAGUUCGAAUGAAGCCAAUAACGCGACAUUCUCGCCAUUUUCCGAAAACAAAGUUGAUGCUAUCAGAAAAACUAAAGGUUAUGGUAAAGAAGCAGAACUAUAAGUCAAGAGUACCCCACGUUUGGAUGUCGGAGGGCAAUAUUAAACCGGACGAUGAGAAAAACAGAACGUUCGAGGUAACCCCGGUAGCGCCUCGACUGUCGCGUCAGAGGCCAAGCUCGUUCUGUCUUCCGGCGGAGUACUUAGACCAUUGGGAGGAACUGCUGGCAGCCGCUAGACUGUCGUCGAGAUCGAUGUCAUGCAACAUGUUAGAAGUGCGAAGCCGCCCUUUUACGGGCAAUGAGCUAUUCAACACUUCAUCAUCGAGCAGCUACGAGUCGCUCUCUCGACACAGCAGUCUGGAGGCUGUAGAAGUAGGAUCUUGAAUCUAUUCUACUCGACCAUGUGGUAUAAUCAAGAGAAGACACCCCCUUACUUACCUUACCUUUCUAAUUGGUUUGAGUAUAAAAAGCAUCAUAUUCAGACGUGAGAUCUGUGCAAAAAAGAUGCGGCAUUAUUACGUUGGUCAAUAUACCUACAAUCGGAAAUUGUAUCGAUAAUGAAGGAAAUAAUCUCAUUUUAUGAGUUCGCAUUUCCGAGGAAAAAGAAGAGCAAAAUUCCAGAUAAUCAUACGCCUUGAAGACGUCUCAGGGAAAAGAUAUAUCACAAACAUUAGUGAAAAAUAAAAACAUUUAUUAAUUAUUGAGUCGGAUUGCAAAUUUUAACAUCUAAUGAUUGAUAGAUUUACCAGAAAAAACUAGAAAAGUCUAAUUUCUUAUUCUAAUAAUAUCGCUGUUAUGAAAGCUUAUUUCUUUUUGUUUUACUCUUAUACUUUACGUGAUGAUCUGAUUUUUUUGAUUGUCUUCUAUGUAGUAUUGGUGCUAUUUAAUUUGCUUUCGUAUCGGCAAACCCCUCGAUGUUUCACUAAUCAAUAUUCAACUAGAAAUUUCA
Messenger RNA from Symsagittifera roscoffensis, 3007 nucleotides. Its product is annotated as dual specificity protein phosphatase 8-like. Bases 334 to 2442 code for a protein of 702 amino acids. The record is from RefSeq and is a predicted model, not a curated record. The transcript is spliced from 10 exons. NCBI's taxonomy places the organism in Eukaryota, Metazoa, Xenacoelomorpha, Acoela, Convolutidae. Gene Ontology annotation, molecular function: MAP kinase tyrosine/serine/threonine phosphatase activity; MAP kinase tyrosine phosphatase activity; protein tyrosine/threonine phosphatase activity. Gene Ontology annotation, biological process: negative regulation of MAPK cascade; protein dephosphorylation. Gene Ontology annotation, cellular component: cytoplasm.